GGGGGCCCCGCUCGGAGGGAAGGACACUCUGCAUCCAAUCACUGAAGCAGGAUACUUCCUGGAAGACUGGGGGCUGGCUCCUUGGGCCUAGCAGAUGCUGUGAAAGACUGACCUUUCGGGCUGAGGAAUCACGUCCACGUUUCGCUCCACAUCGACCCGUCUUCCAGGGGACAGGGAAGGGAAAUGGCUGUGAUGGAGCCAGCUCAGAUGCCGGUGACCUUCGAGGAGGUGGCUGUGUAUUUCACAGAGGGGCAGGGGGCUCUGCUAGACCCUGCUCAGAGAGCCCUCUACAGGGACGUCAUGCAGGAGAUCUAUGAGACGGUGACCUCACUGGGAUUUCCCGUUCCCAAACCUGACCUGAUCACCCAGCUGGAAAGAGGGGAAGAGCCGUGGGUCCCAGAUCUCCAGGCCGACGAGGAAAGGGAGAGCCCGAGAGGCACCCACACAGCAGGUGAUAGGACAGUGAGUGAGAACAAGGAGGAGAUUCAGCAGCAGGAAGGUCCUGGGAAAGUGGAACCGCAGGAGACAUUUUUGAGAAAAGCUGAAGGGAAUUUCUCCAAGUGCUUGGAACAGGGAGAAGCCUGGGGAGAUCGACACAGAUCAGAGAUGCAGCUAGGAAACAAACUGGAUGAAUCCAUUCAACAUGGUGGAGGAUGCAAAGAUCCCAAGGAAACCACAGUCCAGCAGACAAGUCACAAUGAAGAGAGACCCUACAAAUGCCUUGACUGUGGGAAAAGAUUCCGUUUCAGUGGAAACCUUCUUACACAUUGGAGAACCCUCACAGGAGAGAAGUCCUAUGAAUGCUUGGACUGUGGGAAAAGCUUCAGUGAGAAGUCAUUUCUCAUUAUACAGCAGAGACUGCACACGGGAGAGAAACCCUAUAAAUGCCUUGAGUGUGCAAAAGUUUUCAGUGUGUUAUCGGCCCUUAUUAGACAUGAGAGGACCCACACGGGGGAGAAACCCUAUAAAUGCAUGGACUGUGGGAAAACUUUCGGUCAGAGCUCAGACCUUAUUAAACAUAGGAGAAUCCACACUGGAGAGAGACCUUAUAAAUGCCUUGAGUGUGGGAAAAAUUUCAUUCGCCGUUCACACCUUAUUAAGCAUCAGAGAGUCCACACAGGCGACAAACCAUAUAAAUGCCUCAACUGUGGGAAAAAUUUUGUUGACAGAACAAAACUUACUCGACAUCAGGCAAUUCACACAGGAGAGAGACCCCAUAAAUGCUUGGACUGUGGGAAAAGCUUCAUUCAGAAGUCACAAUUUAUUAUACACCAGAGAGUGCACACAGGAGAGAGACCCUUUAUAUGCCUUGAAUGUGGGAAAAGUUUUAUUCAGAAUUCACAGCUUAUUACACAUCAACGAACCCACACAGGAGAGAGACCUUAUAAAUGCCUUGAGUGUGGGAAAAGUUUUAUUCAAAGUUCAUCUCUUAUUCAACAUAGGAGAAUCCACAAAGGAGAGAGACCUUAUAAAUGCCUUGAGUGUGGGAAAAGAUUCAUGGAACGUUCAUCCCUUAUUAAACAUAGGAGAAUCCACACAGGAGAAAGACCCUAUAAAUGCCUUGAGUGUGGGAAAAGUUUUAUGGAAAGUUCAUCCCUUAAUAAACAUAAGAGAAUCCACACAGGAGAAAGACCAUGUAAAUGCCUUGAGUGUGGGAAAGAUUUCAUUCGUCGCUCACACCUUAUUAAGCAUCAGAGAACACACAGAGGUGACAAACCUUAUAAAUGCCUCGAUUGUGGGAAAAGUUUAGUUGACAAAACAAACCUUACUAGACAUCAGGCAAUCCACACAGGAGAGAGACCCCAUAAAUGCUUGGACUGUGGGAAAAGCUUCAUUCAGAAGUCACAACUUAUUCUACACCAGAGAGUGCACACAGGAGAGAGACCAUUUAAAUGCCUUGAAUGUGGGAAAAGUUUUAGUGAGAGCUCAAAGCUUACUAGACAUCAGAGAACCCACACAAGAGAGAGAACCUAUGGAUGCCUUGAGUGUGGGAAAAGAUUUAUGCAAAGUUCAUCACUUAUUAAACAUGGACGAAUCCACACGGGAGAAAGACCCUAUAAAUGCCUCGACUGUGGGAAAGGUUUUAUCGCAAGUUCAGCCCUUACUAAACAUAGGAGAAUCCACACGGGAGAAAAACCCUAUAAAUGCCUUGAGUGUGGGAAAACUUUCAGUCAGCGCUCCCAUCUUACUCAACAUGGGAGAACGCACACAGGAGAGAGACCCUACAAAUGCCCUGAGUGUGGGAAAAGUUUCAGUUUCAAAUCAGGCCUUAAUAUGCAUCAGAAAACCCACACAGGAGAGAAAUCCCAUAAAUGCUUGGACUGUGGGAAAACUUUCAGUCAGCGCUCAUACCUUACUAAACACAGGAGAAUCCACACAGGAGAGACACCUUCUAAAUGCCUUGACUGUGGAAAAAGCUUCAGUAAGAGGUCAGAGCUGACCAAACAUCAGAGAAGCCACAAGGCUGAGAGACCCUAGGUAUACCUUGACUGCAGGAAAAAGAUUCAAUUUGACUUCACGCUUCAGUGACCCACACAACAGAGAGACCUGGAAUGUGGGGGAAGGUUCAUUUGGUGCUCCCGGAGUAUCAGGCAUCCACAAAUCCACACAGGGAAGAAACCUCUGAGAUGUUCUCAGUGUGGAAAAUGCUCCAAGUGGAGCUAACACCAUGUUGGACAUCAGAGAUACCUCCACACAGUCAGGAAAUUAUCUCAUGGCCCUGACUGGGGCCGACCAUGGUGACAAACCCAUUUCCUCAUUCCCACACAUCAGGGGCAUUUGGCUCCCAAGGAUCCAGCUGCCCAUUGCUGGGGUGAGGAUCCAACAGCAGCCGAACAUCAGCUGGUCAGUGACCCUCUGGCUCUGGCUGGUCUAAGCAAACCCCAGGCAGAGGUGGAGAAGCCCCCAUCAGUCCCUCCUCCCUGCUGCAGCCCUGGCUGCUGAGCUGAUGGGCCACAGGUGGGGGAAGGGAGAGAGAGAAACUCCUCCAGAUGCUCCCUCUGCCUGGCUGAAGUUCCCCGUCUCCAUGGAUGGUGGGUGAACGUGCCCUUGGGGGGAGGCUAGCCCCUGGCCCCUCACCCUCUGCCUGAGGCCCUAUCCCUUCUGCUCCAGCAGGCCAGAGGGGGCCUGGUGGAGUGUGGGCAGGGCCACGCUAAAGUGUUUCAGGAGGCGUGGUUUCCCGCAGCCUACUAUACCCGCCGCCCAUGCCCCUCUCUGUUCCCUUCCCAGCCGGGAUCCCCCUGCCAUGGAGAUGAGGAGAAGGACACUUGAGCCAGGCCCCACCUUCACUCUAGAUACCUGUGUCCACCCCCCAACUUCCACCAGCCCCUGGGCUGGGCUCCCCCACUUACCUGGAGCUGUUCUCUGCAGCGGGAGUGUCCAUAGGGGCUGGUAACACCUCCCCUCUCCGAAUCCCCCAGGCCGCUGGACUCUGGGGGAUCAACCGUUAAGGGACCAGGGGAUGGGAGAGCACAGGGGUAGAGAGGUGCUGCCUCUCCUCACUCUACCCCUCUGCCCCGUCUCCCUGCCCCCUCUGCAUUCAGACAGUACCAUUAGGAGAAACUCCCACAGGCUCUUUUGUUGGAAGUCUGGAUUUGCCACCUCUGCUACAGCACCAUCAGCCUCUGAGAGGGAAGCAGCGUUGCCUAGUGGAUAGAGCACUAGCCUGGGACUCAGCAGACCUAAGCUCUUUUCCCAACUCUGCCAGCAGCUUGCUCGGUGACCUCAGAGAAAUCUGUGCCUUCCAGAGAGGGAAUAAAUGGGGAGGGAUGAUAUCAGCCUCCAAGUGUCUGUCUAGGGCAGGAAAAGUGGUUGGGAUUAGCUAGUGCGUCUCCUUUGUUCCUCCUCCCCUUUUUCUUGUCGAGAUUGACCCUGAGCAGUUUAUUCCAAUCCCCCAUUAGCAAAGUGAUUGUUUGAGUAAAAGUACCCCCUUUGCAGUGAGAUUGUCUCAUUCCCAGACAUCCUCACACUGCUCCAGGUUCUGCUGAAAAGCAUUUAAUUUUUUGUGCUGUUUCUCCCUUAUACACCAGCAUUCAAUAGAUUCUAAAAAAGCGGGAGCAGGGAUAGUAAAAUAAUGUGGUGUUUUAACUUGUGUUAUUUGAGGGGAUGGGGUGGGUCCGGGGGAUUCCCUCCUGCCCCCAUCAACCUCACACGUCUUCUCUCACAGAGCAACCUCUGCCCAAGUCAUGGAGAGCUUAUCCUUUUCCCAUUCUACCCCUCCACCUUCAUGUGUGUCAUUUACCACAGUGUCCUUUUCCCACCAUGUUUAGGAAUCAGGCUUUGAUUUCUUUGAUCCUCAAUCAGGCCCCUGGGUGCUGGAGAAGAAAAUGUCACAUUCCUGAAGGGGGAAUUCAAAUGAACCCCAAAGCACAGUUUGAGCUUCAAGCCCAGCCUCCAUCUAUUGGUAAAGUGGCAUCUGGAGUUUUUCCAGCCUAAUCCAGAUGAUUUGUACACAGAAGUUUUUGGUUAGGUUUGUCUUUUUUCCUCUUUCUUUUAUGAUGAUGAUGCUAAAACUUUUGUCAAUAACCCAGGCAAAUAAUGCGGCCGUGCUGAGUAAAUCAGCUUUCGCCUGUUCAGAAGGAAAUGGGAAAGUGGUUUGUAGCUCACCCUGGAGCGUGGGUUUUUCUCUUUUUGGUGAAGGCUGUUCUGUCAUGUAUUUUGAUAUUAAAUUAGUUUGACGGGAUAUAGCUCAGUUUUCUUGGGGACUUCAAAAGACUAAUGAUAAUUGCCAAAAUAGUCCUUACUGAUUUUCCUUUGACAUCAGAUUUGCUUCUUCUCUGAACAAUGAAAAUGACCAGUACCUGUCAGCAAAACAAUGAGGACUACAAAUGAAGCCCCAAGAGGACUGAUGUGGAGAGGGGUCAGCGUCUUCCCCAUUCCUGAGAGGAGGAGGCUAGGCAAAUGCCUCUCUCGUGGAUUGUUAGUGCUUUUCUACCAGCUUUAACUUGUUCCUCUUUCCCUGGGGUGCGUGCGUGGCUGGAGCAGCAAUGUACUGAGCUAGGGCUGAAAUGCACCGUGCCUGGCUGGGCCUUGCAUGUGGGGGGUGAAGGGAAAUUGAGCUUUUAUUUCUUGGUUUGCAAAGAAUAAAGUCGAAUUUAGUUUCUCAAA
Messenger RNA from Chelonia mydas (Green sea turtle), 5106 nucleotides. RefSeq names its product zinc finger protein 624. Gene Ontology annotation, molecular function: RNA polymerase II cis-regulatory region sequence-specific DNA binding; DNA-binding transcription activator activity, RNA polymerase II-specific; DNA-binding transcription repressor activity, RNA polymerase II-specific. Gene Ontology annotation, cellular component: nucleus. Gene Ontology annotation, biological process: negative regulation of transcription by RNA polymerase II. Lineage: Eukaryota; Metazoa; Chordata; Testudines; Cheloniidae. The transcript has 6 exons. The coding region runs from base 184 to 2478 and encodes 764 amino acids. The record is from RefSeq and is a predicted model, not a curated record.